AUGCCAGAAUACUGCGCCGAAAUCAAUCUUUCGUUAUCAGUUGACCCUAGCCAACUGCAGGUCUUGGGGUACCCCAAUCCUUCACGGAAAUGGGUGUUGUUGGGUUCUGCUGUGCUUGCCACCUGCACUGCUGUCGGAGUCCAAAGCACCGAGCUGAGAGAGGGCGUGCUUCACGCGGACAGUAGCCAGGAAGCAGCAGAGAUUAUCUCUCUCGCCGUCAGGAAGGACACGGGGAUGCCGGCGGCGGAGGGAGUUACGGAGUCCGGCCUAGUUGGCGGGAUAUUCAGUAAAGCGCAGCACGAUGGCAUCCGGGUCAAGUUUUCGGAUGUGGACUGGGCCACCAUCGUGCGCGCCGGCAAUGUCUCUCAGACCGAGGUGGAGCAACUACGGGCGAACGACGAGAGCGCGGUGGAGUUCCUCAUGCACGACGAGGUCGCUGCCAAGAAAUACGUCUCCACCCUGGUGAAGAUCAUGAAGACCACCACCUCGGACGCUCGCGCACAGUACUUCGCCGUCUCCAGGUGCGAGGAUAUCGUAGCCGACGAUUGCAAGGUGCGAUCCCAGCUCUUCCUUUCCUCGCCUGAGAAGCCCCUCGACCAGACGCCGUUUUUGAGAGUAAUCGACAGCGGGGACGCGGCAGCCCAACAGGUCGCGAGCAUCGUCCUGGCGCUCUUGAUCGUGAACUUGAACGCGGACAGCGAACCGUUGACCGCGUGGAUCUGCCAGCAGCUCUCCAUGGGCCGCGGCCGCGGGCAGAGCGUUCGCGGGGCCGUGCAGGCUCUCUGCGUUCUCCUCCGCAACGACACGGCGAGGAUAUCGUUCGGCAGGCACGGCGGUGUGGCGUACCUUACCAAGAUCAUCAGGAUGCAGGGGGGAGACAGUAGCAUGGCCCAGCUCAUGUACGAGCUGUGCUUCUGCCUUUGGUCAGUGUCUCUUUGCGACGAGGUCAAGCAGGACUUCAUGAGCUGCGGCGCGAUCCCCAUCCUCGCCCAGCAGGUCGCCGCCGCCACCUCCGAAAAGGUCGUCCGAGUCUCUCUCGCCGCGCUCAAGCACCUCACGGAAGGGGAGGCGAUGAACUUCAACGCGGAGAUGAUCGCGUGCGGGCUGCCCAAGACCCUCCGGAACAUGAAUACCCGGCAGUGGGCGGACCCGGAUAUCAAGGAGGACGUGGACACGUUGGACACCGUCCUCCAGCGUAACUCGCGGGACCUCUCUACGUUCGAACGCUACUCCCAGGAGGUCAUGUCCGGCCAACUGAAGUGGGGGCCGGUGCACACGGAGAAGUUCUGGAGGGAGCAGGCCAGGAAGUUCGAGGCCGACGAGUUCUUCAUCCUCAAGCAGCUUAUCGAGCUCCUCAAGUCGGAGGACAAGAGCGUUGUGUCCAUCGCGUGCUACGACCUGGGGGAGUUCGUGCGCUUCUACCCUAGCGGCAAGACAAUUGUAAAACACCUAGGCGCAAAGGAGCGACUGAUGUUGCUCGUGGACAGCGAGCACAAGGACAUCCAGCGCCACGCGCUGCAGUGCGUGUCCAAGAUCAUGGUCAACAAGUGGGAGUUUAUCCGGUGAACAGGGACGGCAGCGGUCGGUCGGUCCGCCUGGCUGAUUUUCGUUACCACCGUGGUUUGAUAAAAAAAAAUGUCCCGUCUCCUGAUAGCUGGAGCUAGGUUACGGUGUCACCGCUGAUCGGCGUUUGUUCGUUUGGCGUUAGGAGCUCCGAGGCGUGCUUCUACCACGGAGGGAGUUUUGCCGAGUCGAUCAAGGAGGGCGCUGAUUCCAUUUGGCCUCUCGGUUUUUUCUCUCUACUUGCUUGGUCUGGUCCCAACUCACAAGUCGGGGUAAUGGGAACGAUACGGCGUCCGUGACUUUUUCCUGAGGGAGAUCUAUUGGUUUUUUUCCGGGCGAAAUGAACUCUGUCGCCUGUUUGGUUCCGUCCGAUAGCCUUGUCUGGCGAGAGACCACAAGCGGAAGAGAGAGAAAGAGAAUAACUAAGACGGCACAUGCCCUUGGGCAAUUGUGUCUUUGGUUUGUUUCUUUUUUUCUUUCUCGUCUUUUCGAGCGGACUUUUUUUCGCCUUCAGACUGAUGUUUGACAGAUUGCGUGUUUUUUUCGUAUCAUCCUUCUGCGGCAUGGCUGGAAGGCGUGUUGAUUUGGUCGGCUUGGAAAGGGUAGACCGAAAGACUGAGAGUCGGACGAUAUCUACAACCAAACGCGAUUUUUGCCACCCCCGGGAGAGCAUGUCUGUUCCGUCUGAACCGCUGUGUGCCCGUUGACUUGAAGCUCUCUUCAGAAUCUGGCACCUGUGGAAGAGGCGGUUCUGUGUUUUUUUCUGCAUGAUGUAUUUCCAGAUUUUGGUCGUUUCAGCGGUGUCCCACGUGCAUUUUGUGCAGUCUACCGUUGUUUCUGGACAAAAGGCGUGAAUGUCCUAGCUAUAUGAGAGCUCAACGGGAGCAGCUGUUUUUUUUUUGUGGUCAUUGUUGCUUCACACUUCACACGGCGCAUGCAUGGUGGUGGGGGGGCGCGCACGCGUGGAAAGAGAGGCGUUUCGUUCCCGAGACUGAUACAAUUUCGGUUGUCAAAACCAAACCAUGUGUUCGUUCGGACUAUCCUCCGCCCGCCCCGGCUUCCCCCCACCAACUCCUCUUCCCCUCUGCCGCCACCGAACAGUAUGAAGGACAAUCCUUUCUUGCGGUAAUGCUUUUCUUGGGGGGGGGAGGGGGUCUCGCGGGGGGUGCGGUGAAGGGUUCGGGGGAUAGGAGACAUCACACAAGCAGCAACGGUUGGAGCUGGUAUUCGUCCGAGGUGAUCGUUGCUCCGUACACAGGAGGAGCAUAAGUUUUGCUUCUGUUCCACCACGUGGGGGUUGAAGAUGAGCCAUGAUGUUUGUACUACGGUCAUCGCACGCUCACAUGAAAGCUUGCAAUGCACUUGUUGCGUGCGCACACUCUCGGCGGGACAACGCGGCAUAUCAUGAUGACGACCAGGGAGAGAAGACGACAGAGAGAAAGAGAGCG
Molecule: messenger RNA, 3011 nt
Organism: Ectocarpus sp. CCAP 1310/34
Lineage: Eukaryota; Phaeophyceae; Ectocarpales; Ectocarpaceae
Source: the annotation of a GenBank genome assembly